This is a messenger RNA of Helianthus annuus (common sunflower), 1524 nucleotides long. Its product is annotated as polygalacturonase At1g48100. Bases 20 to 1369 code for a protein of 449 amino acids. Gene Ontology annotation, molecular function: polygalacturonase activity. Gene Ontology annotation, biological process: carbohydrate metabolic process. Lineage: Eukaryota; Viridiplantae; Streptophyta; Magnoliopsida; Asterales; Asteraceae. The transcript is spliced from 7 exons. The record is from RefSeq and is a predicted model, not a curated record.
UACACCUACACAUCUAAACAUGAGAGGGUUUAGUUUUAAACAUGAGACAUUUGUUAUUCUAAUUGCAUGCCUUAUAUGGUUAUCAACUUCUUCUGCAACCUGCAAUGCUGCAACAACAGCCAAAUAUAGGAGGCACCACCAUGUUCAUAUCCAUAAAUCAAAACCAAACAACGGUUUGAAAUUCAACGUGCUCGAUUAUGGAGCUAAAGGGGAUGGUAAAUCCGACGAUACCAAGGCGUUUCAAGCUGCUUGGGCGAACGCUUGUAAAGCUGAUGCAUCAAUGAUUAUCGUGCCAUCUGGUUACAAGUUCCUCGUGGGACCCACUUCGUUCUCGGGUUCAAACUGUCAUAAAAACAUUGUGUUUCAGCUUGAUGGUACUAUUUUGGCUCCAACAAGUUCCAAAGCUUGGGGCGGUGCAGACCAUUGGCUCGAGUUUACGAACCUUGAAGAAUUCACUAUCAACGGAAAAGGCACCCUUGAUGGAAGAGGCUCAGUUUGGUGGACAGAUUCUACACAUGAUUUUAAACAAGUAAGCGUCUCAACGGAUGAGAAAAAGCAGAAUUCCAGGCCAAUGGCAGUGAUGUUUGUCGGGGGUUCUAAGAUAACAGUCACCGGCAUAACAAUCCAAAACAGUCCCAAAUUCCACCUUACAUUUGACACCUGUGACGGCGUUUUAGUCCACCAUAUCAGCAUCUCAUCUCCCGGUGACAGUCCCAAUACGGACGGAAUUCAUUUGAGAUCCUCCAAGAAUGUGAUAAUCCAUCACACAAAACUUGCUUGUGGAGACGAUUGUAUAUCUAUACAAACAGGAUGUACAAAUGUACUUGUACAUGAUGUUAAUUGUGGACCGGGGCAUGGAAUAAGCAUCGGAAGCUUAGGGAUCGACGGCUUAACAGCAUGUGUCUCCAAUAUCACUGUUAAAAACGUCAAGAUUCACGACACGAUGACUGGUGUUAGGAUCAAGACAUGGCAGGGUGCAAAAGGGUUGGUACGAGGAGUGUCGUUCUCAAACAUCCAAGUAUCUCAAGUCGAAGUCCCAAUCAUGAUCGAUCAGUAUUAUUGUGAUCAUAGCACCUGCAUGAACAAAACAUCUGCUGUCAGUAUAGCGGAUAUUGCGUACGAGAAUAUAAAGGGAACUUAUACAGUACAACCCAUACAUCUGUCAUGCAGUGAUAGCAAGCCUUGUAUGAACUUAAAGUUAUCUAAUAUUGAACUCAAACCGAAGCCAGAUGGUCACCAGAUGUCUGAAACAUUCUGCUGGCAGGCUUUUGGACAGUUAAAUGCUCCGAUUAUCCCGGAAAUUGAUUGUUUGCAGGAAGGACAGUCAUCAAACAAGUGGGGGCAUCAUGAUGCUAAAUGUGCAGCAUAGGAUAGAUACAGUUUGGUGAAUUUGUGUAAUUGCUGACCUUCAUGUCUUAUAGCUAGCUUGGUGGUGUAUAAUAUAUAAUGUAUAUACAAAAGAAUGGAAGAUAAGUUGUGUAAGUGAAAACAGCAUACUGCAAUAGAAAUACUUGUUACUUCCUA